AUGCAUGCUUGGAGGAAGCAUAAAGGAAACAAGAAUCCAGUUUGGGAAGAGCUUCCUGUACCCUCGACCCCAGCCACAGGUUUGCUGGUCAAGCUACUAGCAUCGGGGGUUUGUCACAGCGAUCAACCCCUUCUAGAUGUCGAAGACCGACCGCAAUUUAACGAGAAGUAUAUUCUUGGCCACGAAGGAUGCGGUGAAAUUGUUGAUAUAGGCGAAGGAGUCGAAGAUAAAAGAUUCAAAUUGGGAGACCGAAUCGCUCUUCUAUCUGUCCCCGGAUGUGGCUUAAGCACCUGCACCGAAUGCUCCAGGGAUCUGGCCCAGUUAUGUCCAGAUGGUAUGCACCAUGGCAUCGGUCAAGACGGAUUUUAUGCCGAAUAUGUCGCGAUUGAUGUUCGCUCCGCGAUUCCAUUGCCAGAUGGCGUUGAACCGGCAGUUGCUGCCGUCGCUACUGAUGCUGUAACCACGGCUUAUCAUGGAAUUACUCGCCGUGCUGAGGUCAAGAAGGAAGAAACCGUGUUCCUUUUCGGUCUUGGUGGGCUUGGCUUCAAUGCGCUCCAGAUUGUGCGAUCCAUCGGUGCCAGAGUCAUUGUGUCUGACAUACGCCAGGAGAAGCUAGAUGCUGCUCUAGAGUUAGGUGUUCCAUCAGAGGAUAUCGUUCCUGUUGGGAAGUCUGUGCAAGAAUUCGUCAAGGAACAUGGUUUGCAGGGGAAGAUUGAUACUAUAUUGGAGUUUGUGGGCGGUCCUCAGACAUUCCAGGAUGCGCAAGAGAUAGUUCGUCCUGCCGGCAAGAUCCUGUGUGUUGGGACCCUUGCCCGCGUUAAUGAUUUGGACAUGAAGAUUGGCAUUCGGAAGAGACUCAGCAUUAUCUUCACUUAUGGUGGACAGUACAGAGAUUUGGUCGACGUGCUUGACUUGAUUGCCAAGGGAGUCAUUAAGCCUCAGGUGGAACUGGGCAAGUUGCAGGAUUUCCCCAGGGUUCUUAAGGAAUUAGGAGAGGGUAAGAUCAAGGAUCGGAUAGCUUUGGUGUCAGAUCUUGUAUAA
Penicillium paradoxum is the source of this 1041-nucleotide messenger RNA. RefSeq names its product zinc-binding dehydrogenase. Gene Ontology annotation, molecular function: oxidoreductase activity; zinc ion binding. The transcript has 7 exons. The coding region runs from base 1 to 1041 and encodes 346 amino acids. The record is from RefSeq and is a predicted model, not a curated record. NCBI's taxonomy places the organism in Eukaryota, Fungi, Ascomycota, Eurotiomycetes, Eurotiales, Aspergillaceae.